UCUAAUAUUGAUAUUUUAUUAUACUAAAUGCUAUUUUUAAUAGUUUUACUUUGAGUUAACAAUAACAACACUGGUGUAAUAUUUGAAAUUGUUCUUUGUAUUUGGCUUUGCGCUGCUAAAGUUUGAUAUAAACAUUGAUUUGAUGCAUAACUGAUUUUCACACAGUUGAAACCCAGGCAGUUUGUAACAAUAUCUUCAGUUUCUUCAUAUAUUCUGUACUGUUGUUUGCAAUCCCACUGUAAUAUAAUAUUUAUUCUGAUUUGUUGUUUCCUAUCCCGCACCCACAUCAAACAUUACUGAUUUGCUUACCGGCCAUUUGCUUUCCCAGUCUCGAGCUAGAAACCUCAGGAAUAAUAGCAUUAGUGUUUCCAUCCUCUCAGUGGUACCAAGCAGCACCGCCGGCAUGACAAAGAGCCCAAUUCUUCCCACCGAGGGCUCUCUGAGAAUGAGCAGCCUCUACAACACCACAUGGGCGUAAAAUAUGGCUGCUGCAUAAAAAGGGGACAGAGAGUGAGACAGUAUGUCAUACACACUGACAAUAAACUGUCUGUUCGUGGGCACGAUGAGGUGAAAGAAAGAGAGAAAGGGACUGUUAUGGCUUUUUGAGAUGAUAGAGAUAUGCAAGGAUCUGUCAGACGAGAGGUUGAAUGGUACAGAAAAUCACUCAUCAAAUCCAUCCCUACUGCGGCAGUCUUCUGCUUUUCAGAAAAUAUGAAUUUUAUGAAGUCUGAUAGUUUACGGGAAGAUUUUGAACUCUUCAGACAGUCUCUUGAAAUUGAUUUUGUGCCGUUUAACAUCACUCUUGCACAGAAGAUCGCGCACUGCUUUUUGGAGAGGAUAUUUGGAGGAUAAUUGUCUUGGAGGAAAAUCUUGACGAAACUUCACUCAAUGUACUUGCAAUGCUCAAUUGUGCACUAAGGUCCAGCUCCUGAGAUCCACGGAUCUUGGCCGCCACAGUUUGCUUUAUAUAAAGGAGAUUGGACAUGGCUGGUUUGGCAAGGUAUUGUUGGGGGAGGUUCACUCUGGUCUCAGCAGUACCCAGGUGGUGGUGAAGGAACUAAAGGCCAGUGCUAGUGUGCAGGACCAGAUGCACUUUCUGGAAGAGGCUCGGCCAUACCGGUCUCUCCAGCAUCCGGCUCUAGUGCAAUGCCUCGCUCAGUGCACAGAGGUCACACCCUACUUAGUGGUCAUGGAGUUUUGCCCACUGGGUGAUGUUAAAGGUUACCUGCGCAGCUGCCGGGCAACAGAUUCCAUGACCCCUGACCCCUUACUACUUCAGAGGAUGGCAUGUGAGAUCACUUCAGGCGUGCUUCACCUUCACAAAAACAACUUCACCCAUAGUGAUCUGGCUUUAAGAAACUGCCUGCUAACCUCAGACAUAAAAGUUAAGAUUGGAGACUAUGGACUAGGACACAACAAGUACAAGGAUGACUACUUUGUGACAUCAGACCAGACCUGGGUUCCCUUACGCUGGAUUGCCCCUGAACUGGUUGAUGAGGUUCAUGGUAACUUACUGGUGGUGGACCAAACCAAGGAAAGCAACAUCUGGUCACUCGGUGUAACAAUCUGGGAGCUGUUUGAGUUGGGGAAUCAGCCGUACCGCCAUUAUUCAGACCGACAGGUUCUCAGCUAUGCUGUAAAGGACCAGCAAUUGAAGCUGCCCAAGCCACUUCUUAAGUACCCUCUUUCUGACCGCUGGUAUGAAGUAAUGCAGUUCUGUUGGCUUCAGCCUGAUCAGAGGCCCAAUGCGGAAGAAGUUCAUCUGCUGCUUAGUUACCUAUGUGCCAAAGGAGCCAGUGAGGCAGAGGAAGACUUUGAGAGACGCUGGAACUCCAUGAGACCAAACACAAGCCAUGCUAAUGUCCAUGGAGCCGGUGCACUAGCAAUCGACAUGCCCAUGUCAUCCACCACUUCCUCAUUCCCCCUACUGGAACAGUUCCCCACUGGAGAUGGCUACCAUUCAGAAUCUGGAGAUGACAUCUUAACAGUUACUGAAACCAGCCAUGGCCUCAACUUUGAGUACAAGUGGGAGCAGGCACGGGCUGAACAACACUACCAUUCUUCAUCCACCUCAGGCACUUUGGGUCAAGGCAGUCCCCAUUGUCAGGAGGUCUACUACCCUCCAGGUGGAAUAGUGGGGGGCUGUGCUGUUGAAGGACUCGCCCUAGGGGUUUCUCCUUCAUAUUAUGAGUCCAAACAAAUACACACCCCUGGUGUGGUACCAGUCCUGAGUGCUCACAGUCCAUCAGUGAGUACUGAGUACUACAUUCGCAUCGAGGAGCCAGUACAAAGCAAUAUUGAUAUGAACUUCACCCUGUGUGCUUAUAGCCCAGAGUUUGGGGGCAGCAAUGGAAGCUUUCUAACAGGUAGUGGAGACUCUAGGGAGUGUAUGAACUGUCCCCCAGAAGCUAAACCUGACAUUUAUUGGUCAGCGGAUAUCCACAAAAGCAGUGCCUAUGAUUCCGACACCAGUCCUGCUAUGUCUCUAACUAUGGAGCCUCUUUUGGGCCAUGGUAGCCCUCUUAGAGCAUGGGAGACUGGUCACUAUGUCUCAUACAAAGACAGGGACGGAGGUUACUACUAUGAACCAUCACCUCCUAAGAUCAUGGACCACUACCUGAUACGAGACCCAGCAGAGCCUCCAGAAGAGAGCUGGGGGUCCCGAAGCUUAAGACAGGCACUUGGGGAACUGGAGGAGCCUUUAGGUGUCUCACCAUCACUUGGAAGUCCUCCACAAGACUAUGCUGAUCCUUACUUGGAGAACAUUCAAGGCUCCAUUAUAGGAAAGAACGUUACAGGAGGAUAUUAUGAUAUGAUGGGCCCUUUGAGGAAGACUAUGCCAGGUAGCCACUCAGUUUGUAUUGACAUGGCAUCAGGUGGUGCUAUAUUUGUAGGACGAGAUGACAGCGACUCUGAGGAAGAGGAAGACAUAUUUGUGGAAAGGCGAGCAAGAAGCUGGUCCACCAGCAAUCCAGCAAAUACAAACACAAGGACCUUGCGUCAAAGGCAGGGGUCUUGUAUCCAAGAUUCAUAUGCAGAUUUCCACUACACUAUGCCGAUGACUGAUGUUGAAGAUACAUGGCCAGAAGAGCAGACCCUGCCGUACCAUAUGGCCAAACCGGUUGACUUCUUAGAGGCAACAGUCAAAAGCAACACUUGCCUGGUGCAUGGAAGACAUGUACCUUCAAACCCUUCACCUGAGUGCAGCUCGUAUAUCCAUAUGUGCCAUGAACCCAGAGAGGCUGAAGUAUAUCCCGUGCCAUGUUGUCAAGCUUUGAGCAGUUCACAUUUUGUAGAUCCUCUAACAGGAACACUUGUGAGGAACUGCUUCAUGAUUGACUGCAUUCCAGGGAAACCCAUGACAUUGCCCAAAAAAGACCAACAUCUAGGCCAAGCACCUUUAUCUGCUGGGCAUAUAGUUUCCAAAAUAGAGCCAUCAUGGGAAGGUGCCAAACAGUUUGAUGUCUCACAGCAGUAUGUGGAUAUUGCGGUAGGAGAAACAAACUUGAAGAAAGAAAAAGCUUUGCAUGAAGAUGCAUUUCUAAUGGAUCCCAAAACUGAAAUUAUUGCCAUUACUCCACAAUUGGAGAAAUCCCAAGCAGAGUUACCUAAAUCAGAGCCAGAGUCAGACUUAAGCAAGACAGCGGACAGUGGUGUGGACCAUGGACGCUCUAGUAUCAGUCUGGUGGAGAUUGAUGACUGCAGCGAUGAUGACAUUACUGAUGUAACCUCAGGGAUUUUUGGUGGCUUUACCAUUGAAGUAGAAACUGAUGACUACAUCAAUCCAACAUUCAAGUCCUUACAAAAGCAGGUUGGUACCCCAGACUCCAUGGACUCCAUUGACAUACCAUCUACAGCAUGUUCAUGCGAGACACUCAAUCCUGCCUUCAUCCACCCAUCAAGCUCUCCAAAGACAGUAGACAGUGGAUAUGACACCGAAAACAAUGAAUCUCCAGAGUUUGUCCAAAAGGAACCCCAUGAGCUGCAAGACUCUAAGGUUUUCAUCCAACCCUCGGGAAAAGUGACAUCUGGGUCUAACUUUGAACAAGAGAUUAUAAGGGCAGAGGAUGAGAAGCUAGAGGACAACAUUGAUACUGUAAUGGCAUUGUUAACAUCUGAAAGCAAUGAUGGAGAGCUGAAAGCGCUGAGUGAUAAAACUCCAUACAGAGAUUCAGCCUACUUCUCUGACUAUGAUGUCGGGAAAGAUAAAGAAAGCGAAGAGGACAUCAAUGAACUCGAAGAUCAGAAAGAUGAAAUGGAGGAAAUUAUAGAUAAAGAGGAGCUACUUCCUCUAAAAAAGAAUGCAGAUGAAGAUGAAUAUCUUUUGCCAUCUACAAAGGAAAGUGAAAAAACUCCUGAAAACUCUCAUGAUGUGACUUCAGUUGUUCCAUCAAAGAUCAUUGAAGGUAUGUCUGGUUGUGACACAAUCAGUAGUGUGUCUCUGUCAUCUCCUGAUAAUGAAGUGUCUACCGUAAAAGAUCAUUUUGAUGAUGAUGAAAAUUUUGGUGUAGAUUCAGAUCUUUCUGCAGAGCUUGUACCAUCGGAAUCUGAAGGAUCUAAUUUAGAUGCUUUGCUUGGUCCCGAUGUAAAGCAAGAGCAAUCUUUCAAACAAGUAGGCAGUGAGGAUAGACUCGACCAAGUCACUAGGUCUCUCGACCAAAUCACUUCUGAGGGUGAUGUUGCAAACACCAAUAUUCCAGAGGUCCUUAUUGAUGAGAAUGAAGAGGGCUUAGUCAAAGAUGUGAGCUGUAUCAUUUUGUCCGAAGAGGAAAUAGCAUCUCAGAAGGAAACGGCAGAAAGGAACAGUUCCCCUACACAUGAGGGACUGGAAUCCAGGAGUAAGGACUGUGAAGAAGGAGGACGCAAAAGAAGCUCCACACGUUCUGGCUCUCCUCCCCCUCCACUAGAAGGACGGGUAUCUCCCACAGAUGGAGAGGAGGCAGAUGAGGAAGAUGGCGACUCUGAGGAUAGCGAUGAGUCCGAUGAGGAGCUGCGCACUUACAGUAUUCAGGAUCAGAGUGAAGAAAGCGAAGACGAGAUCUUAACCGUACCUAUCAUUGUUAGCGACUGCAGUGAUGCACACAAACUCAGAAGUCUCCUUAAGAUACCAACGCUGCUCAGUGAUUCACUAUCUGAUGAAAUGGAGAACAAAAAGAAAGUUGUGUCUUUCUUCGAUGACGUCACUGUCUUUCUAUUUGACCAGGAAAGCCCAACCAGAGAGCUGGCAGAUCAAAGUUUUCCCUUGGGUGGAGAGUCAAGCAAAUCAAAUGAAAAGGGUAAAGUACAAAACCAGCUGGAAAAGAUCAAUGCCUCCGAUGACUCUUCUGAUGGAAACAUCUCAGAAGAAAGUGCAGGGUUUGAAUGGGAAGAUGAUUUCCCAUUGUUGCCCCUUACCACAUCUUCUAAGGGGUCUCCACCGGACAUCACUCCAAAGCCGAGCCAAACGAGUGGCAGUACUAAACCUGUGGCACAGGUCUCCCGUUUUACCAUUUCUCCAUCCAGUGUGUCACGUUUCUCCAUCACACAUGUCUCGGAUUCAGAUAUGGAUUCUGCAGGAGGGAGCAGUGAAGAUGGGGAAAGAGAGUGAAUCACCAUACUACUGCCAACACUGGGCAGCACUGACAGACACUUAUUUAUUUUGUUUAUUUUCUUUUUUUUAUUGAAGAGAUCACAAUAAGAAGGAGGUUUUUAUCUCUUUGGAAACUGUUUUGGAUCCCCUCAAAGACAGUGCCUCUUCAUGUCAGCAAACACUUCAGAGCAGCCCUUUCGAAAGGGCUUUCGAAAAAAUUAUGUGGGAAUGACUAAAACAUAAUAGGAAACACAAACUAAAAUUAAGCGUAUUAUAAAUGAAACAGAGUUCGGAUGAAUCUGCUUAGUUUAUAUGGACCUACUGGAAACUGACUGUGACUGUUUACAACAUCAGAUACUGUAUUUUUGGAAAGUGUUAAAAAGACGCUAAAGGUAUCACUGCAUCAAAAAUUGAAUGAGCGAAAUGUAACAAAACUAAACUGAACUGAUUUUUACUGUGAAAUAUCAAUGCAGUGUUGUUUGUCUAUAAAAGGAGGAGUUUUAAAAAAGGAGAGGUUAAGUGUUUUAUGACUAAAAUGAAGUUCACGACACACAGCUGCCUUGUGUUUGUCACCUGCCUGAGAGUAGCAUUGUGUUAUGGUGACAUGGCAUUCUAAAACCACUUUUAUGAUUUUAUUAAUAAUCACGCUAGGAUUAUUAUUAUUAUCGAUUAUCUUUCUUCAUGAUUUGAAUGCUUAGUGUUUUAGAUAAUUUUGUUAUUUAUUUACUUAUUCGGUGCUUCAAUUUAAAUCAGUUUGCACGAGACAAAUGAUUUGUCAUUUUUUGCUAUUUCCCUGUUCAUAGCAGAAAUCAUGUUUCACAGUUUCACUUUGAAUAUCUGCAGUUAAAUCCAUAAAAUAAUAACAAAAAAUAAGUCCUUUUUUAAUAGUGAAGUUUUAACAUGCAGUAGAAAAGUAGAAAAACUCAAAAUAAUCUCAAAAAUAAAUAUUAAACCAUAUGUAAUUGACAACCUAUUAUGUAAUGGAGGAUUUGAUGAUUUGACAUGUAUUUAAUGAUGUAUUUAGGGUGACUACUGGUGAAGAGGGACACUUAAAUUCAAGCAUCAUCAUUAAUAUAUUGUAGCCAUUUGGAUCAUAUUAUAAAAAAUGAUUACAAAUUAUCAGAAAGUGUUCCAGUUUACCUGUAUUCACCCUAUUAAAUGAUGCUGUACAUGCUUGCUACCUGUAAAGAUUGAAGCUGGGUUGUAUUAUGAUCAGGGUGUUAAUCAUAUACUUAAGAGUGUUAUUUAUUAGUCAACAUGUUUUAUAUUUCCUUGAACUUUGAAGAACAGAUCAUUGCUUUUCAGCAUUGCAAGCUGGAACACGUCAUGUCUAGCUGUUGGACUUGACUAAUAGGAACAAUUUAAACUGCUGAACAAAAUGGACUUAUGAUAUUGUGAUUUUUUUUUCUCGUAUGGUUGGGAAACAACAAAUUGGACGAGAUCAAGGAGGACGAGCCUGUGGAUGUGACUGGGAUCUGUGUACAGUAUGGAGGGACUCGAUGCUACCUGCACACUUCUGUGCUUAGAACCAAGCAUAAAUCUCAGUACGCUAUUCUGGAUAUGUUCUGUUCGUUUGCCUAUGAAGGCGUUUAUGUAAUCGUCUCGCUUAGAUUGAACUAGACAACAGUCUGUACUAUUUUUGUAAUUGAUUCAACAAUUUUAAACUGCUGAAAGAUCAAAUGGGCACUUGGGAGGUAAAGGGAAAAGAUGUGUUUUCUGCCAAAGAAAUGGAUCAGUUGAUGUGGCACAAGCCGGAUUUGCGUCCCGUAAAUUGUUCUGAUUGCAGAUUCACAGAUUUUUCUUGGGGAAUUUGCUCUUAUGAUGGUUUGGAGUUGCAGUAUAAUGUUAAGCGAGAGUGUAUGUAAUUCUGUUUCUCAAAUGUGUCACAAAUUUAGUGAGAAAAAUAAAACGAUUCUGUUUGACGGUU
This is a messenger RNA of Cyprinus carpio (common carp), 7496 nucleotides long. Its product is annotated as serine/threonine-protein kinase LMTK1-like. Gene Ontology annotation, molecular function: protein tyrosine kinase activity; ATP binding. The record is from RefSeq and is a predicted model, not a curated record. NCBI's taxonomy places the organism in Eukaryota, Metazoa, Chordata, Actinopteri, Cypriniformes, Cyprinidae. The transcript is spliced from 12 exons. Gene Ontology annotation, biological process: peptidyl-tyrosine autophosphorylation; brain development. Bases 1088 to 5587 code for a protein of 1499 amino acids.